This is a messenger RNA of Scatophagus argus, 1417 nucleotides long. It is a transcript of the gene rgn, whose product is annotated as regucalcin. The transcript has 8 exons. NCBI's taxonomy places the organism in Eukaryota, Metazoa, Chordata, Actinopteri, Scatophagidae. Gene Ontology annotation, biological process: L-ascorbic acid biosynthetic process. Bases 201 to 1100 code for a protein of 299 amino acids. The record is from RefSeq and is a predicted model, not a curated record. Gene Ontology annotation, molecular function: enzyme regulator activity; gluconolactonase activity; calcium ion binding.
UUUAAUCUGGUAUGGUGCGUUCAGUGUCGGGUGAUUUAGGGGUUGGGCGUUCCAGUCGCGGUGAGGAACGAAGUUACACGAGAAACGUGUUGGAUCCGCGUACAAGUACUUCACUACAGCCAAAACACCCAGGAGUGGAGUAGUGUAAGUACCACAGUUUUCUGAUUGCUCCGCCUGUGUUCCUGUCCAGGCCUUUAGUGAUGUCAUCAGUGAGGAUUGAGUGUGUGGUGAAGACGAAUGCUCUGAUUGGUGAAGGGCCAGUGUGGGAGGAGUCAGAACAGACGCUGCUGUUUGUUGACAUUGCUGGGCGGAAAAUCCACCGCUGGAGUCCAGCAACCAAUCAGAUCCAGUCUGUGGAGACAGGUGACACAGUGGGCUUCACAGUUCCUUGCAUGUCAGGUGGUUAUGUUGCAGGUGUGGGCCGCAGCAUUGUGACUGUUGACUGGUCGACUCAAACAGUGACCUCACUAGUAGAAGUUGAUGAGGACAAACCAAACAACCGUCUAAACGACGGGAAGGUGGAUCCUACUGGACGCCUGCUGGCAGGUACGAUGGGGAAGGAGGUGCGACCCGCCGAGGUUCAGAGACAACAAGGAUCCCUGUUUUCUGUGACCUCUGACCUCACUGUGACCAAACACUUUGACCAGGUGGACAUCUCUAAUGGGAUGGACUGGUCUUUGGACCAGAAGACAUUUUUCUACAUCGACAGUUUGUCUCAGACUGUUGAUGCCUUCGACUAUGACUCAAACACAGGAUACAUGGGUAACCGGCGUGUGGUGUACCACAUGGAGGAGGGCGAGGGGCUUCCAGAUGGGAUGACGGUUGAUGCUGAAGGUCGUCUGUGGGUGGCCUGUUACAAUGGAGGAAGAGUAAUCAAUAUUGACCCUGCCACUGGUGUGCGGCUCCAGACUAUCUCACUGCCAGUGACGAAGACCACCUCAUGUUGUUUCGGAGGUCCGGACUACACUGACCUCUAUGUAACCUCAGCCAGUAUGGGCCUUGACCAAUCAGAGAAGCACCGGCAGCCGCUGGCAGGAGAUACUUUCAGGGUGACAGGACUUGGGGUCAAAGGUCGUCCUUCAAACUUGUUUUCUGGAUGAUCUUUAGGAGAAUCAACCAGCCAAUCAGAGUGCGGAUUAGUUACAGAAAAUGAACAGUUUGACUGAUUAGCUCACUGUUAGCUGUUAGCAAUCAAUAAUCAUUCAAUUGGGUCACUAAUGAUAAGACGUAGUAAACAGUCAGGUGAAACUUCCAUGUGUUCAACUGCAGAUAAAUAAAUGGAGAGACUGACAGCCAAUUAAAAGCAAAAAAAAUAUGUGACACAGACAUUCAACAGCUAAACAAAAUCAGUGAAUUCUUAAAUGGAACUAUAUAUAAUAUGGAAAUAAAAUAAAACUUAUUUCAUGUGACUUAUUAA